Molecule: messenger RNA, 1107 nt
Organism: Candidula unifasciata
Lineage: Eukaryota; Metazoa; Mollusca; Gastropoda; Stylommatophora; Geomitridae
Source: the annotation of a GenBank genome assembly
UUGCUUCAGAACAAAGCCAAUGUGAACGCUAUCAAUGAACAUGGUAACACCCCCUUACACUAUGCCUGCUUCUGGGGCUAUGAUCAGAUUGCAGAAGAUCUUGUAAACAAUGGCGCCCUGGUCAGCCUUGCUAACAAAUUCGAUGAAGUGCCUCUUGAUAAAUGCAAGCCAUUUAUGGCUAAGAUGUUGAAAGAGAGAGCAAUCAAUCUGGGCCAGGAUUUGAGUAAAAUUCCUUUUAAGGACAGGAGCUGGUUGGGCUACAAGACAAGAAGUCGGGAUGCUGUGUUGUCACGUCACACUGGCAUCGACAUCAAGGAGCUUCAGCUGGUUGGUCACAUCGCCAAAACUCACUCUGGCGAGACUUGGCGAGGUACCUGGCAAGGCAAUGACAUAGUUGCUAAAAUCCUCAACAUGCGGACAGUGACAGACAGAAACAUCCGAGAUUUUAACGAAGAAUUUCCAAAACUCAGAAUCUUCAAUCACCCAAAUGUGCUUGCAGUGCUGGGCUGUUGUGCUCCGAAAGAUCCACCAGAUCUGGUGGUCAUCAGCCAGUUUAUGCCGUUUGGCUCGCUGUACAACACACUGCAUGGAGAAUCAGGUAUAGUUGUGGACCAGAAUCAGGCCCUCAGGUUUGCCAUUGACAUCGCCCGAGGCAUGGAGUUCCUGCACUCGAUGGAACCAAUGAUCCCCAGCUUCAUCCUCACCAGCAAGCAUGUUAUGAUCGACGAGGACUUGACUGCCAAAAUCAACAUGGCCGAUUACAGGUUCUCUUUCCACGAGAAAGGCAAGCUGUUCUCUCCCGCCUGGUGUGCUCCAGAAGCCUUACAGAGAUCACCAGAAGACAUAAAUGUCAGGGCUGCUGAUAUGUGGAGUUUUGCCAUCCUGCUAUGGGAACUGGAAACCAGGGAGGUGCCUUUUGCGGAACUGGAACCCAUGGAGAUUGGCAUGAAGGUGGCUCUAGAAAAUCUCAGAAUCUCAAUCCCACCUGGCAUAUCAAGCCACAUUUCACGUCUGAUCAAGAUCUGCAUGAACCCUGAACCUGGCAAGCGACCUCGGUUCGACAUGGUUAUACCUAUCCUGGAGAAGAUGAAGCUUUCCAGCGUGUAG